UACCCAAAACCACCACGAACAAGGUUCAUUGUAGCAUAUAUCCCGCAACAAAAUGUCUUCCCAUCUUUCGCAAUGUAUGCAGUUGCGGUUGUGGAUAAUGAACUUCCGAUUGAGUCAGAGGCGGAUCCACUUCAGGCUUGCUUCAAAAAUAAUCGCACAAAUUAUUGUGUAUCUCUCGAACUCUACUCUAGAACUCUAGAAUAA
This is a messenger RNA of Funneliformis mosseae, 204 nucleotides long. The record is from the annotation of a GenBank genome assembly. NCBI's taxonomy places the organism in Eukaryota, Fungi, Glomeromycota, Glomeromycetes, Glomerales, Glomeraceae.